GUGCCAUCCCCCAAUCGUUACAGUCGUCGGACCGCCAGGGACCUCAGUUUUCUUCUCAUGCUGAGCUCACUCCAACAUACACCGACUCAGACACCGAAGGCUGACCCAUCCGCUGUCACCUCUCCAUACAGGAAUAAACCGCGGUACUCAUGCGCCAAAUGCAGCGCCACUCUUGCGCUGCAAGAUGAGCUAUUCAGCAAAGCAUUUUCAGGGCGCGAAGGCCGGCACUUUUGAUGCACAAUCUGGUUAAUGUUCAGGUGGGCAAAUCUGAGGAUCGCACCCUUCUAACUGGACUCCAUACAGUGGCCGAUAUUUAUUGUCUCGGUUGCGGAGUAACCCUAGGCUGGACUUAUUUACGUGCCCACGAGCCUAGCCAGCGCUAUAAAGAAGGAAAGUUGUCUGUGAUGCCCCCGAAUACGAGAUUUGGGCUCACCGAUGUUUCGAUUCGAUCAUCUCAGGCAAGUAUAUUGUGGAGACUCAGCGCGUCAUCAAAGAAACAAUUGGAUCCUGGGCUCCUAGUGGCAAGCCGAUUCACCAUCCCCUCGCUAUGAACUCGUGUUCCGGACUUCCGUAGAUGCAGCGGCCCCUGGAUCGAGACGCCGGGCGCUACUUAUGUAAUCACGUGCUGAUUUUUUUCGUCAAUUAAUUGGAGGAUGAUACUGUGACAGUUGCAGAACUGCCCAUUAAGCUUGGAGUGCCCCUACCGCCCAUAUUCCCAAUGAUAAGGCUUUCGCCAGACGUCAUUGUGGAUAUCCAGCGCAUUCUAGAGCUGAAUCAUUCGGAUGUUUUCU
This is a messenger RNA of Cantharellus anzutake, 791 nucleotides long. RefSeq lists its product as uncharacterized. The coding region runs from base 234 to 551 and encodes 105 amino acids. The record is from RefSeq and is a predicted model, not a curated record. The transcript is spliced from 3 exons. NCBI's taxonomy places the organism in Eukaryota, Fungi, Basidiomycota, Agaricomycetes, Cantharellales, Hydnaceae.